AUGUCGGACGAGAGCCAGAUAAACCAAGAAAAUCAAAAGGAAACCAGAAAAAAGGAUGAUAGUCCUCUAACCACCGAUGAGGUUAUAAAAGAUAAAGGAAAAGUUGAUUUUACCAAGGGUGGUGUUGAAAAUUACAAAUUUUAUCCUGAUAAUCCAGUCAACCAUCGUCACAAAUACAGAUGGUCUAUGAAGGAACCAUCCAAGUACUAUGAUCCAUGUGAAGAAAGUAGACAAGCGUCAAUUAAUUGUAUGUUGAGAAAUCAAGAAGAUAAGACAGUAUGUCAGGAUUUUUUUGACGCAUAUAAGGAAUGUAAAAAAGACUUCUUCAACAAAAAGGUAGCAGAUAGAAGACAAGGUAAAGGAGGAUGGGGAAUUUGGUAA
This is a messenger RNA of Debaryomyces hansenii CBS767, 381 nucleotides long. RefSeq lists its product as uncharacterized. The transcript has a single exon. NCBI's taxonomy places the organism in Eukaryota, Fungi, Ascomycota, Pichiomycetes, Serinales, Debaryomycetaceae. The coding region runs from base 1 to 381 and encodes 126 amino acids. The record is from RefSeq and is a predicted model, not a curated record.